AUGGUUCGGUCUUUUGUUCUUAUUUCAGGCAUCGUCAACAACGCCUAUCACAAGAUCAAGAAGAAGAAGAAACCUCGAAACGCCUCAUUGUCCAUACAAUCUCUUCCGAACGAGGUUCUGGUCCAAGUACUCGCAAGGGUCGCUUCACGCUCUUUUGAUGAUCUUUAUUCAGCCAAGUUAAGUUGCAAGAAUUUCAACGAAAGUGCUCAAGAUGAUCACAUAUUCGAGCAUGUCGACAUUAGCAAGUUCCCGCUGGUUUCUUGGCGCGCAAGUGAAAAACGCACGAGGUUUCUGAAGCGGUGCAGGGAUCUUGGCAAUGCGGAGGCCUUGUACAGGCAAGGGAUGUGCGACCUCUUCACAAGCAAGAGGAUAGAACCUGCGGGGAUCGAGUCUCUGAAGAGGGCGGCCUCAAAGGGUCACGUAGAAGCAACAUACGUGUACGGAGCGAUCUUGGUGUGUUGCGGGGGCGAUUCAAGGCAGAAAGGACUCGAGCUUCUGUACUCACUCAACUGCCACAAAUCGAGAGGGUUAAGCGUGACAGAAUGCCGAGAGAGGAUUAAGGAAUUGAUUUGGAACACAAUGUGGGUUAAUAGGGAAGUAAUAGGUAGAAUUGUAGAAGCGCACGAUGAGAACGCUGCCAUGAAAGCAUGCAACGACUGUGGAGAUCCACAAGGUCCGUACACAAUCAAACAAGGAUGGGAUUUCGAUGACCAUGAUAAAUUCAGUAGCUGUAAUUCAUGCAGAUGGCAUCAAGAAGUAAAUAUAUUUUGUGAUAUAUUAAGUUGUAGGCAUACAAAUUAUGAUUAG
This is a messenger RNA of Malus domestica (apple), 807 nucleotides long. The record is from RefSeq and is a predicted model, not a curated record. Lineage: Eukaryota; Viridiplantae; Streptophyta; Magnoliopsida; Rosales; Rosaceae.